This is a messenger RNA of Staurois parvus, 352 nucleotides long. NCBI's taxonomy places the organism in Eukaryota, Metazoa, Chordata, Amphibia, Anura, Ranidae. The record is from the annotation of a GenBank genome assembly.
CUAGGCAUGCAGACUGCUUGUACAAAUAUUUGUGAAAGAAUAAGUCGCUCUCAGGAGCUCAGUGAAUUCAAGCGUGGUACCGUGAUAGGUUUUCACCUGUGCAAUACGUCCAUCCGUGAAACUUCUGUGCUACUAAAUAUCCCACGGUCAACUGCUGUGGUAUUAUAACAAAAUGAAAGCAACUGGGAACAACAGCAACAACCACCAUGCUGCCACUGGGCUCUACAGCAAUGGAGACGUGUUCUCUGGAGUAAAGAAUCACACUUCUCUGUCUGACAAUCCGAUGGACGUAUCUGGGUUCGGCGGUUGCCAGGAGAACGGUAUUUGCCUGGCCGCAUUGUGCCAAGUGUAA